Molecule: messenger RNA, 174 nt
Organism: Lathyrus sativus (Indian pea)
Lineage: Eukaryota; Viridiplantae; Streptophyta; Magnoliopsida; Fabales; Fabaceae
Source: the annotation of a GenBank genome assembly
AUGAAGGUUCAUUUUGAAAAUUUGAUCUUGAAGGAUGCUCUUAUAGAAGAGAUAGAUUAUGUAAGGGUAGUCACUUUGAACAGACCAAAGCAAUUGAAUGCUAUCUCACCUAAUCUGGUUUUUCUGCUAGCAAAAUGCUUGGAAAAUGAGAGAAAGAUGAGAAAGCAGAGCUAA